AUGGGUCACUUACAGUCUCCCAUAGUAUCCAAUAUGGUCACUACCGAUCCCGACUUUGGCACUGAUGCUGCUAUUGCCGUACGAAGAGUCUACCCUACUCUACUCCCCGACGAUGUAUUGCUAGAAACGCCCACAUUUAGAGCUGGGUCUGUCUGGGACCGUGCCGAUGAAUUCCGUCCUCCUACCGCUACCACUCGUAACUACAUAUAUAGUCAAGAAGAAUUCCGCGCUGGUGGUGAUCUGGGCCCACGUACAAGUCUCCAUCUAAACCUCGCUCACUCCAUGUGGGCUUUUGACUCCUUGGAACAGGCUCUGAGAUUCCAUCGUGACUAUGCUGAUACCAAUGCCGGUAAUGAUGCUGAACGACUAGAUGAACUCACCGCUGUCAUUGUAUCGCCUGCCGCAAAACUGACUCCACAAGGUGUACCCCCCAACCUGCGUGUUGGUGAAGAAUCUAAAUUAUAUGUCGGCCUUUCUACUUCCACUGACGACGUGCCACGAAGACAACGAGCUUCUAUAUGGAGUCUGGUCUAUCUCUUUGUAUGUGAAAACACUGUACAUCGACUCGAGCUCACCAAGAUUGGACGAGGAGCUGCUGUUGCCAAGGGCAAUGAUACUCAUGGAUCUGUAGCUGCUCUGCAAUACUUGCAUUCGGAAGAUGGAAGAACGGAUUUGGCUCUAGUUGGUAGACUUGUACGUGUAUUGGAAGGUCGUACUGUAGAAAUGGCUGAAAUGGGUCUGGUGCAUGGUUCACGACGAUUCUCUGAUGCUGUUCGAGAAUGUGUUCCAUCUAUGAGAAAAUGGGCUAAUGAUUGGGAACGACAUGUUACCAAGUUGGCUCCAAAGCCAACCAACCCAGCGAUCUUGUCUGCUAAGGCUAGGAAGAUUAUUGAUGAUUUAAAGUCGGGCAAGGCUGCUAUGAUGGUUGCUGCUUUACACUGGGAAGAGAUUGAUCCGGUCAUGGAGCAGUUCGUUCGUCACGGUGGUAUUGAAGCCGUAGUAGAUCUACUCCUGUCACAUCCUCUAAACAGUGAACGACCCAAAGACUUGCAACGUGUGCUCGGUGCUCGUGGUGGUAUCUGCAUGCAAGCAUCUAUAGUCCUUGGGCUAGCUCUUCGCGAACCGGCAGGUUCUAAAUACUACCCAGGUCGAGCAGUCUUGUCCAAACUCGUCACCAUGUUUUGCCGCGGUGAUGUAGGGGAGACCAUGGCAGCCCUCCACGUAUUAGCUGAUUUGUGUGCUGGUCCACCACCAGGCGAUAUGGAAGGCACUAGUAAGAAUGGCGGUAAUUCAGCACCUGCCCCUCCUAAAAAGGAUCCAUCAGUCAUGACCAAGAUUGCUGAAUCCGUGUGGGUGUUGGCUGGCAUGUCUAUAAUGUGUCGUAUGGGUGACUUGUAUCGUACAUUUGGUGACUUGGAGAACCUAAGAGAUGAUCAUGGAUUCUAUGCUGCUAUGGAAGAUUUAUUGGCUUCCUUCUCUCCAGCUCUCAUCUCUUGGGAUCCAGAACCGGGUGUAGCGGAUGAUUUCGCUUGUCACGGUGACCAAACAUAUGUAUUAGGCCAUUGUGUAUCUGGUGGACUAGAUGCUGCCUACCAUCUCUUCCAACUCUGGGCUACCGCAAACGAUGAUACAGGACGAGCGUCAAAGAUUCCACCAAUGACUGAAAUCUGCUCUCGAGUCGCACUCUUGUGUGAAGGUCUGCCCUCUGUCGCUGAACAAUUACGAGGAUAUAAACGUUGGCAAGAUGUUCGUCGUCUAGUAACAGCUGCUACUUCACCUGAACUGGCUGCCGUGCAUGGCUGGAAUGAUUUGUGGAAGGCAUUCACUGAUCUAGUCACUCGAUGUGGUGGAUUGCCGAGAGGUGGCGUAGAAGAGGCUAGACGAUUGAGGGGUAUUGGUGUUAAGGGACGUCCAAUUAAAGAAGCGAAACUGGUAGAAACUGCACCUGCACCUGAGCCGCAGAAUGGCUCUAAAAGGACUACCACCAAGGCUCCUGCCAAACAACCCAUCCGUAUAUAUAAAAAUGGUGAUCAAGAAGACGAAGACGAUAGUGAUGAGCAUGAAGCCGUAGUGGUGCAAAAGCCAAAACGAGGUGAUAAAGUAGCUGCUGUUGCUGACAAGGGUAAAAAGGUGGCAAAAAAGCCUGUUUACGUACAAGAAGAGGAUGAUGACGAAGAGGAAGAAAAACCUGUAGUCCAGAACUUUGACAAUGACGAGGACGAUGAAGAAGAAGAGCGAGCCAUUGCAACCAAGUCUGGUCGUAAAGCUAGAAAGGACGAAGCGCUGGUAUCUCUUGCUACAGAUGUGCCUAAAGCCAAAGUCCGAAUCUCGCAGACUGCUUUGGAAUUAGCCAAUGUCUUUGGUGGUCACGACGUUGAGCUCGACCACUUGGAAGUCCUAGACAAGCAUGGCCGACCAAUGGAUAAAGCUACCAUAUUAAAAACCGCUGGUAAAAAGACCAUUGAUACUAGCAGUAGCAGUCCUAGUAGUAGAGCAUCAGCAGGUCCUACAUCACCUACAUCACCCAUUGCCAUGCCUCUAUCACCCUCAUCACCAGCUCCGUCAAACAGGUCUAAAGCUAGCAGUAAAAAGGAAGCAGUCAUGCCAGCGUCUCCUCAGUCGACCAGAUCAUUUAAUAAGAUAAUUGAAGAAGUUGUCGUUGAUGAUGACGAACAGUGGGAGGAAGACACACCACAACUCCGAGCAAAAACUACCAAGAAGUCGAAACGCUUCCCUGCUAGAACCACCAGUAUUGCAGCUGUAAAUUUCACCAAAUCUAAAAAGGGUGCUGUAGUAGGUCGUAAAUCAGCAGUAUCUAGUGCCACUAAAGGCGUCAAGAUGAUGACACCACCUUUAACGCCGCCAGACCACGAACGAGUAGAAGAAGAGCAGCCAGAAGAAGAAGAGGCAGAACCUGCUGAAGACGAUGACGACACACCACAUGUAGAGCUCACCGAAAAGGCAGAGUCCUUGAUGGACUUUGAUCCUCUUUUCGCCACCGAAAGUCGCAAAAGGGAUAGAAUACGCAAAGCGCAAUCUAAUAAGGCUGCUGAAGAACGACGUGCUCAGGAAGCACUUGAACGUGAAGAACAGGAAGCUAAGAAAGAGCAAGAGGAUCGGAUCAAGAGAGUGUUGAACUCUAGUAUUGAUGAAUCUGCCUUUGCCUUUUGA
This is a messenger RNA of Synchytrium microbalum, 3171 nucleotides long. RefSeq lists its product as uncharacterized. Lineage: Eukaryota; Fungi; Chytridiomycota; Chytridiomycetes; Synchytriales; Synchytriaceae. The coding region runs from base 1 to 3171 and encodes 1056 amino acids. The transcript has 4 exons. The record is from RefSeq and is a predicted model, not a curated record.